UGAAUCUGGUCUACCACUAUUUGUUUUGAUUCCAAGCAUGUUUCGCUUUGACUUCAAUGCUCUUUCAGUGCAAUGUUAAAAUGUGCUCAUCGAAAAUGGUUUUGCUACAUUUGCUGAUAUAUGCCUGCUCACUCUUGGUACUAGUACAGUCUCAGUCUUGUGCAGAAAAGCCUUGGGAGGUGGUCCAUCGGCAUUUGGCCACCAAAACACCAUACAGACAUUUGGAACAAGAGCGAGAAACACCACCAAUCCGUUUCGAUGGUUGUCAGGUGACCAAAAUCUGGGGUCUGUUUCGACAUGGAACCCGUAAUCCUUCACGGAAAGUUAUCGAACGAAUGAAUAGCGAUUUGGUACAGAUUCGCGAUGAAAUUCUGCUGCAUGCAAGAUUGUGCAGGAAAGAAUUGGCAUUGUUCGAACAGUGGAAACCGCGAUUAGAGCCCGACCAGGAGAAAUUAUUGGUCAAGGAAGGAGCACACGAACUUCUGCAAAUUGGGCGACGUUUUAGACAACGCUUCGGUGAUGACGUGAUACCGAAAAGGUACGAGAAAACACUCUUCAAUAUAAAAUUCACCAAAACAGAGCGGGCGGAAUACAGUGCCCGAAAUUUUAGCUUGGGACUGUUCGGUCAACUAGAGGAUAUCAAUUUUCCUACACCACUAUCGAAAGAUCCGGUUCUGCGGUUUUAUAAGCUCUGUGAGCGAUGGAAGGGUGAUGUUAAGCAUAAUCCAGAGGCCGUACGAGAAGUCGAUUUGUUUUACAAUAGCAAAACAAUGAAAGACGUCAUCGCUAAAAUUUCCAAAAAAGUUGGAACUUUUCUGGAUGCGGAGAGCAUACAUUUGAUGUACCAAACGUGUGCAUUCGAGACGGCUUGGGUCAAGAAACAUGUCUCGCCUUGGUGCAUGUUGUUUGAUAAAGCCACUAUCAAAGCACUCGAGUUUGGGGAAGAUUUGGAGUAUUAUUGGAUCGACGGUUACGGCUACGAGUUAACGUACAAACAGUCCUGCAACGCCUUCCGGGAUUUAUUCCGACGAUUCGACGAGGACUUAGAACCAUUUACAUUCUAUUUCACUCACUCUGGGACACUGCUUAAGUCGUUAGCGUUUUUAGGACUGUAUCGGGAUGAGUUCCCCUUAACGCACCGAGAUUUUGGACAAAAGAGAUUGUGGAAAGUAAGCGAAAUUGACGCGUUCGCGACGAAUCUUGUAUUCAGUAAACUAGAAUGCAAUAACGGCACUCACGUGAUGCUGAUGCACCAGGAGCGGCCUGUGCACAUUCCUGGCUGCCCGAAGGGUAAAGUGUUGUGUGAUUAUAGCCACUUUAAACGAUUAUUCAGCGACAGAAUCGAAAAUUGUGCUUUUGAAGCGAUGUGCUCAAUAGGUGUGCCUAGAAAUGACGAAUUUUGAAAGUAAAUGAUGCCAUAUCAAAGUCUACGAUAGCGAUAUAUAAUAUUUAGCCAUAUUCAGGACAUAGAACUAAUAUUAACUGCUUUUUGAAGGACAAAUAAAACCAAAUCAGUUGCUUAUUUUGAGUAGCUGUAGACAUAAGACAGUGGUACUCUGGAAA
Molecule: messenger RNA, 1563 nt
Organism: Toxorhynchites rutilus septentrionalis
Lineage: Eukaryota; Metazoa; Arthropoda; Insecta; Diptera; Culicidae
Gene: Mipp2
Product: multiple inositol polyphosphate phosphatase 1
Exons: 3
Coding region: 57-1403 (448 amino acids)
Molecular function (GO): inositol phosphate phosphatase activity; acid phosphatase activity
Source: RefSeq, a predicted model, not a curated record